This is a messenger RNA of Sporisorium graminicola, 1146 nucleotides long. RefSeq lists its product as uncharacterized. Gene Ontology annotation, cellular component: cytoplasm. Bases 1 to 1146 code for a protein of 381 amino acids. The record is from RefSeq and is a predicted model, not a curated record. Lineage: Eukaryota; Fungi; Basidiomycota; Ustilaginomycetes; Ustilaginales; Ustilaginaceae. The transcript has a single exon.
AUGAGGGUCAUCUCGGACGCCGAGGUGCAGACCGACAUCUUGCCCCGCAUCACCCUGUCCGCCCUACUGCAGUCUCAAGCUGUAGCCUUGCAUUCGAUCCAGGGUGGUGCUGAAUCUGGGUCGAACCGCGAGGGAGCGCAAUGCCCGGCGCGGCUCUCGCUGCGCACGCCGCGCUACACGCAGCUGUUCAUGCCUGCGCGCACACACACGCCCGACAGCGUGGUGAAGAUCGUGUCCGUCCCGCGGCCCGGCGCUGGCGGUGUGUCGGGGAUCCACGGCGUCAAUCUGGUGUUGGACGAUGCGACGGGGAGAUUGAGCCACGUGGUGGACUCUACGUGUCUCACGGCGCUUCGGACAGCGGCUGGGUCGUUGGCGAGCUCGAUCCUCGCGCUAGGAAGGCUUCAAGAGCAAGUGGGGAGCGCCGUGGUGUUCGGAGACGGCGCGCAGGCCGUGUUCCACGUCUGGCUCCACAUGCGCUACUUUGCAGGUCUGCGGGAGAUCACGGUCGUCGUCGGCUCGCACAAGCAGCUUUCCCUCGAGGAGGUGGACGACAAGCAACAGCGGUUCGCAACACAGCUCGAAUCGCUCCUAUCUUGGACGCCCAAGGAGUACAGCAUAAAGUGCAUCCGCGGUCGCGAUGGGGAAAGCGUGACAAGGGCGCUGCAGAGCGCAUCGCUCGUGUUUACGUGUACGCCCUCCAGCACGGCCCUGUUUGCACACUCGGACCUGGCCGGUGGGCCGAAACGCAAGCACAUCUGCGCAGUGGGGUCGUACACACCCUCCAUGUGCGAGCUGCCGCGGGACCUCAUCUGCGCAGCUGCCGCCAUGAGCGGUGCGCUGGUCGUGGACAGCGCCGAAGCGUGCGCCACGGAAGCAGGCUGCUUGCUGCAAGCUCUGCCGUCUGCCGAGGCUGUUCGAACACGCUGUGUGGAGCUGGGCGCACUUCUGCCGAAGCCGGAGGCGGGAGGCGGGGAGGGGUAUGUGCAGCUCGUCGAACGCGAGGCGAGGGUGUGCGGGGUGGGGGAGGGAGCGGGUGGGAGUGUGACUAGUGUGUUCAAGUCGGUCGGGGUGGGAGUGCAGGAUGUCGAGAUUACCAAGCUUGUUGUUUCGCUGGCGGGGGAUGUGGGGGUUGAUGUAGCGUUUUAG